Rangifer tarandus platyrhynchus (Svalbard reindeer) is the source of this 822-nucleotide messenger RNA. The record is from the annotation of a GenBank genome assembly. Lineage: Eukaryota; Metazoa; Chordata; Mammalia; Artiodactyla; Cervidae.
AUGGGGCGCGCGGCGGCGCCCCUGCGCCCCACUUGGCGGAGACGCGCCCCCCCGCCGCCCCCCAGGGAGGGAGGCACCGAGACCCGCCCGCCCCCGUCGGCGCGCCCGCGGGGGCCCGGGCGGCGGCGCGCUCUCGGGCCGCCCCUGCGCCGGGGCCGCGCGCCCUUUGUGGCCGAGCCCCGCGGCCCCGGGGCCGCCGUUCCGCCGCGGGGCGGGCGAGCGCGCGCCCCUCCCCCGCCCGUGUCCGUUACCGGCCGCGCGCGAGCACGAGGCGGCGGCCGGGCGGCGCGCGGGUCGGCGGGCGGCGCGCACCUACCUGCGGGGACGGCCGCGCCGGCGGGCAGGCAGCAGCGCGCGGUGAGCGGGCGACGGCUGCGGCAGCGGUGGCCUGGGCGCUCGCUCGCAGCUUCCCUCCGCGACCCGGCGGCGGCGGCGGUGGCGGCGGCAGCGGCUCCUUGGCCUUCGCGUGGCGCCCUCUGGCGGCCGGAGGCCGCGCCCGCCGCCCGGGAGACGCCGCCAUUGGCUGUGCCCGCGAGCGUCGGCGCCGGGGGCGGUGGCGGCGCCACGUCGGGCCGGGCGGCGGCGGCGGCGGCGGCGGCGGCACCGGGAGGAGGCGACCCUCGGCCCGGGCCUCUGGGGCUGCCCCCGAGGCGGGCGUGCGGUUCGCGCCGGGCUGCGUCCUCGGGGCGGAGCCACUGGAGGGGCCGCGCGGCUCCCGGAAGCAGCGGUCCAGGGAACCGAUUGGGGGUGCACGUGCGGUUCAAAUGGAUGCGCGCCGGACGAGUGUUUUUCUGGACCGCGCGGCCCCGGAGCAGAGGCUAG